Molecule: messenger RNA, 2709 nt
Organism: Salvia splendens (bonfire salvia)
Lineage: Eukaryota; Viridiplantae; Streptophyta; Magnoliopsida; Lamiales; Lamiaceae
Exons: 3
Coding region: 1-2709 (902 amino acids)
Source: RefSeq, a predicted model, not a curated record
AUGGCAGAUAACAAUGAGAUUCCACCACCUGUGGUGAGGUUUGGCGACACUCUGAGAUCGGGAAUUGAGUACCCAGGGGAGUGUGCCUACGCAAAUGACAACGUCAACAUUCCACCUCACUACAUCAGUUUGGUGAAUGAAGGAAAUCUUUUUCAUGGACGGGAUGAUGAAGAUCCGGUGAGCCAUUUGAAUGCCUUCUACGAGCUGACAAAUUCUCAUAGACCUCCAAAUGUGGAGCAUCAUCGGAUUAAGAGGGCCUUAUUUCCAUUCUCAUUGAGGGAGAAGGCAAGAGCGUGGUAUGACUCAUUACCGGGCUACAACAUAGCAACAUUCCAAGAGUUGAAGUCGUUGUUUCUUGUAGAAUACAACUCUCCAAUGAAGAUUGAGAAGUUGAGAGAGGAGAUCACCUCAUUCCGACAGAAGUAUGAUGAGUCCUUCGCGGAGGCAUGGAAGAGAUUCACGGAGUUGAUAAGGAAAUGCCCAAGUCACGGACUAGCUCCGGGGCAUGACCUUUUGAAGUUCUACAAGGGACUCAACAGUGAAGGCACGAGAUUGGUGACUGCAGGUUCGAAUGGGAACCUAGAUGAUCUAACUCAUGAUGAGGUGAGGGCCUUGUUUCAAAGGUUGGCCAACAAUCAAAGGAAUUGGCACAAUCCAAGGAGAGGAGCUGAUAGAGCAGGAGAUACGUUUGGUGCUACAAAGGAUGCGGAAAGGGUGACCGCAAUUGAGGCUCAACUGGCAGACAUCAGCACUCAAAUGUCGUCAAUGACAAAGGCAGUUAAGUCUCUUCAAUUGACUCCUCAACCCCAAGCUGUGACUGUGAUGAGAUGUGGAUUGUGUCAAGGAGGGCAUCAUACUGAUCAGUGCCCAAGUCUUCAAGGACCACCAAUGGAGGAUGUGAACUACAUUGGUAACAAUCGACAAGGGUUCAACCAAGGCAACCAAUACAACAACCAGCAAAAUUGGAGGACUCAACAAGCAACUUGGAAUCAAGCUGGUCCUAGCAACAACUCGGGUAAUCAAUGGAGGAACAACACUCAACCUCCGGGCUAUGAGAAGAAGCCAUCGGUCGAGGAUCAAUUGGGACAGAUUCUCUCUUUCAUGACUAAGAGUCAAAAGGAGAAUGAGAACUUCAAAGAUAAGACGGUGGAAAAGUUUGGGCAGAUCGAUGCCACAAUGAGGAAUCUCGAGACUCAAAUCGGGCAGCUUGCUACAGCAUCACACACAAGGAUUCCUAAUACCAUCCCAAGUAAUACAGUGCCCAAUCCGAGAGGUAAUGAACAGUGCAAAGUGGUAACUUUGAGAAGUGGUCGAGAGUUGGAUUCGACACCAUUAAUGGACGGCCAAGAACAGGCUGCAUCCGGCAGCAAGGAACAUGGUGAAGAAUCCGAUUCAAGUGGAAAGUUUUCAGCAGAAGAGAAAGGAAAGAAGAUAGCAGAGAUGGAAUCAAAGAGACAGAUGUUGACAAGUCCAGCACUAGAUCCGAAAAGCAAGUUCAACUUCCCCGACCAUAUUCCUUCUCCACCAUAUCCACCCAAGAGGAAGAAGAGGGCUCCAAAAGAGAAAAGCUUUGAAUGGAUGAUGAACGUGAUCCGGAAAGUGAAUGUGGAUGUUUCAUUAGUGGACCUCUUCACUAAUUUUCCCAAGUUCUCCAAGUUUUUCAAGGAUAUGAUGGCAAACAAGGAGAAAUUGCAAGAUGAGGGGAUAGUGGCAUUGAGCAUGAAUUGCUCACAAUCGAUUUCGGGAAUGAUGCCAAUGAAGAAGAGGGAUCCGGGAAGUUGUGUGAUUCCUUGUGAGAUCGGCAAUACAAUCUUCACGAAAUGUCUGUUAGAUCAAGGAUCGGGAAUCUCACUCAUGGCAUUGAAAACUGCACGUGCCAUUGGACUGGAGAACAGAAUGGAGCCCAUCGACAUUGCUCUACAGUUGGCUGAUCAUUCCAUCGUGAAGCCCACGGGAAUAGUAGAGGAUGUCUUGGUCAAAGUAGACAAAUUCAUCAUCCCUGUUGAUUUCAUAGUCUUGGACAUGCCCGAGGACAAAGAGGUACCAAUUCUAUUUGGUAGACCGUUUCUUGCCACGGGAGAUGUGUUGUUAGGAGCUAAAGACAACUCUGUCACGUUUAGAAUUAAUGGUGAGCAAGUGACCAUUAAUGUGGAGAAAGCGAUGAAGCAUCCUAGUGAUGCAAAAGCGUGCUUUAGAGUUGAUGUCCUCGAUAAGUGCAUAUUUGACAAGAUGUGUUGCUCGGCAAGAAUAGAAGGAAGUGUAUAUGACAAAGGGAGUUUGGAGAGAGACUAUGGUUCGACACUUAAAGUCGAUUUUGAUGAAAUAGAAGAUUCUCAAGUUGAUGAACCAAGUCUCGAGAAUGAGUGUAUUGUGGAUACUUUUGUGGUGGAUGUAAAACCGUCAAUCGAAGUACCACCAAAGUUAGAAUUGAAGCCACUCCCGACAAAUCUGAAAUACGCCUUCCUUGGUGAUGAUGAAACAUUACCGGUUGUAGUAUCGGCUUUGUUGAAUAAUGAAGAGGAAUCCAAAUUAAUAGAGCUACUGAAGUCACACAAGAAAGCUCUAGGAUGGUCCAUUGCCGACAUCAAAGGAAUUAGCCCCGCUAUAUGCAUGCAUAAAAUCUUGAUGGAAGAUGGAGCUAAACCGAAGAUUGAACAAGGCGACAAGAAAAGAUCACUUUCCAUUGCCAUUUCUCGAUCAGUUGCUUGA